CCUGCAGCUCCGCUGCGGCAGCGCCCUGAUCCCUCCGGUAACUGCACCGGCAGCGGCAGCUAUGGGGCGGUGGGGGAGCUGCCCGACCCUGUUCUGCCUCCUCCUGCUCCUGCUCCAGGCUGGUCAUCGGCUGUGUGAACGGGCAGCACCGUGCCAAGCCGGCUUCACUGCGGACACCUUUACCCUCACUGUGCCGCAGCACAGCGUGGCGGCGGGACGGGCGCUGGGGCGAGUGAGCUUCGUGGAGUGCGGCGAGCCGCGGCACGCCGUGUACCUCUGGGACGACAGGCGCUUCAAGGUGAGCAGGGACGGCGUGGUCUCGGCGACACGGCCCCUGAAGCUCCGGCAGCAGAUCAGCUUCUCUGUCCACACUUGGGACAACACAGGCAAGAAGCAUUCGGCCAAAGUGACUCUGCACAGGCGGUGGCAGCAGCACCAUGGCCACCAGCACCACCACCAACAGCAGCAGGACACAGCACCUGAGCUUCUGACCUUCCCUGAGUCCGGCCAUGGCCUCCUCCGGCGGCAAAAGAGAGACUGGGUCAUCCCCCCCAUCAACUGCCCUGAGAAUGAGCGUGGGCCCUUCCCCAAGAAGCUGGUGCAGAUCAAAUCUAACAAGGACAAGGAGACCAGAGUCUUCUACAGCAUCACAGGGCAGGGAGCUGACACCUACCCCGUGGGCGUCUUCACCAUCGAGCGGGAGACAGGGUGGCUGGAGGUGACCAGGCCACUGGACCGGGAAGAGAUGGAUAAGUACUAUCUCUACUCCCAUGCUGUGUCGGCCAACGGGCAGCCAGUGGAGGACCCCAUGGAGAUCAUCAUCACCGUGACAGACCAGAACGACAACAGGCCUGUCUUCACCAAGCAAGUCUUCAUCGGCUACAUCGAGGAGAACGCGAAGCCAGGCACAUCCGUGAUGACCGUGAGUGCCACAGACGCCGACGAUGCCAUCAAUGUCAACAACGGCAUCAUUGGCUACUCCAUCCUCAGCGAGGCGCCGCAGGGCACUCAGCGCAUGUUCACCAUUGACCCACAGACAGGUGUCAUCAGUGUCAUUGGCACGGGGCUGGACCGGGAGACCACUCCCAACUACACGCUGAUCAUCCAGGCUGCUGACCAGGAGGGCACUGGCCUCACCACCUCAGCCACUGCCAUUGUGGAAGUCACUGAUGCCAAUGACAACCCUCCCAUUUUUGACCCCACCAUGUAUGAGGGGACAGUGAAGGAGAACGACCCUGGGGCACUGGUGACACGGCUGCAUGUGAAGGAUAGGGACAUGCAGGGCUCCCCAGCCUGGCAAGCCGUCUACCACAUCAAGAGUGGGGACCCAGCAGGUGACUUCAGCAUCACCACCGACCCCAAAACCAACGAUGGCAUCCUGAGAACCACCAAGGGCCUGGACUACGAGAGCAGGAACCAGUACAACCUGGUGGUGACAGUGGAGAAUGCCGUCCCCUUCACCGUGUCCCUGCCACUCUCCACGGCCAGCGUCCUGGUGUCAGUGUCAGACGAGAAUGAGCCACCUGUCUUCAUACCCCCAGUCAAGAAGGUGCAGGUGAGGGAGGACCUGCCAGUGGGUCACCAGGUCACCUCCUACACGGCCCAGGAUCCAGACCGGGACAUGAAGCAGAGAAUCACGUACCGCAUGGGCAUCGAUGCUGCGGGCUGGCUGGACAUCGACCCAGAGAAUGGCAUCAUCACGGUGGCCGAGCCCCUGGACCGUGAGUCGGAGCAUGCCAUCAACAGCACCUACGAGGCCAUCAUCCUGGCCGUGGACAGCGCAUCACCACCUGCCACCGGCACGGGGACACUGCUGCUCCUGCUGGAGGACGUCAAUGACAAUGGGCCCACCCCAGAGCCGCGCAGCUUUGACAUCUGCAGCCGGCAGCCUGAGCCUCAGAUGCUGACCAUUGUGGACAAGGACCUGCCCCCCAACACCUAUCCCUUCAAGGCUGAGUUUAGUCAUGGCUCCAACAUCAACUGGACUGUCAGGAUGACUGGACAAGACACACUGGAGCUGAAACCGCUGAGGGAGCUGGAGCCAGGAGAGCACAGCGUGUUCCUGCGGCUGUCGGACGCACAGGGCAAGUCACAGCUGACACAGCUCAGGGUCCAGGUCUGUGACUGCGAAGGGCCGACCAAGAACUGUGAGCGACGAGCCUUCGUUGCCGAGACCCUAGGCGUCCCUGCCAUCCUGGGCAUUUUGGGGGGCAUACUGGCACUACUGAUCUUGCUGCUGCUGCUGCUGCUUUUUGUGAGGAGGAGGAAAGUGGUGAAGGAGCCUCUACUCCCACCUGAAGAUGACAUGCGGGACAAUGUCUACCACUAUGAUGAAGAGGGGGGUGGUGAGGAGGACCAGGAUUAUGACCUGAGCCAGCUGCACCGGGGCCUGGACGCCCGCCCAGAGGUGAUCCGCAACGAUGUGGCCCCCCCACUGAUGGCUGCCCCCCAGUACCGGCCCCGUCCCGCCAACCCCGAUGAGAUUGGGAACUUCAUCGAUGAGAACCUGAAGGCAGCUGACACAGACCCCACAGCCCCCCCCUAUGACUCACUGCUGGUGUUCGACUACGAGGGCAGCGGCUCGGAGGCCACCUCGCUCAGCUCCCUCAACUCCUCCGACUCCGACCGCGACCAGGACUACGACUACCUCAACGACUGGGGCAGCCGCUUCAAGAAGCUGGCUGACCUCUAUGGUGGGGGAGAGGAUGACGAUUAGGGCACCCCCCCAACCUCGGCACCAGCUUGGCCACAGCUGCCCAGUGCAGGCGGCUCACCUCAUUUCAUCCCACCAGACUCAUGUUGGGUCUUCGUUGAACCCUUACUCCAACAUCCCCUCAACCUGGUGUCCACAUUCCCCUCAUCGUGUGUAGGGGAAGCUUGGGGUCACUCGGGCUUGGGGGAUGGGUGGGGGAAUCUGUGUAUUUCCCACUGCCCUCAGCUCCAGGCAGGGCAUGGAGCCCUUUGGUCUGUUUCCAAUCCUAGAGCGAGGGCUAGGAUCAGCUCUUCUUCCCCGGCAGGGACAGGCCCCUGCCAUCUCCCUCCGUCUGCCGCAGGGUUUCUCUGGCUCUCUCCAAAUUACCUCGUGCUCCCAGCACCGGCUCACACACCUGGUGCCAAAGGAAGCGGGCGGCCCUGUUACUGAGCUGGAGCGGGGUGAGGUGCUAGGUAAGCACAGACCAAAGAGGAGCCAUCGCGUGCUGCAGGAGAGGGAACUGUAUUCCCUGAGAGCACGGAGGGGCAGAUCCCUGCUUUCCCGUAUCCCAGAGGACGAUGUGAUUUCCUCCUGCGGCGGGGUGGGUUCUAAUCACUCUGCAGUCAAUGAGAGGCGCUUCCCGAAAUCAAACGGCUUUACUGAAAUUCGGUGUUCAGCUGUCGUCGUGGUUUGUUGUUUUCUACCACGGGGAAAGGGUCUGAUGCAGGCUUCCAAAGCCAGCGACGGUCCCAGCGAUAAUCGAUUGUAUGGGGUUUUUAUAUAUGUAUGUAUAAAAUCGAAAGAAUAAAUCGUUUUAAGAAAACCAAAA
Molecule: messenger RNA, 3521 nt
Organism: Pogoniulus pusillus (Red-fronted tinkerbird)
Lineage: Eukaryota; Metazoa; Chordata; Aves; Piciformes; Lybiidae
Product: cadherin-1-like
Exons: 16
Coding region: 62-2716 (884 amino acids)
Biological process (GO): synapse assembly; calcium-dependent cell-cell adhesion; cell morphogenesis
Cellular component (GO): catenin complex; flotillin complex; adherens junction
Molecular function (GO): calcium ion binding; cadherin binding
Source: RefSeq, a predicted model, not a curated record